Ilyonectria robusta is the source of this 2892-nucleotide messenger RNA. Its product is annotated as COP9 signalosome complex subunit 2. The record is from RefSeq and is a predicted model, not a curated record. Gene Ontology annotation, biological process: transmembrane transport; protein deneddylation. Lineage: Eukaryota; Fungi; Ascomycota; Sordariomycetes; Hypocreales; Nectriaceae. The coding region runs from base 1 to 2892 and encodes 963 amino acids. Gene Ontology annotation, cellular component: COP9 signalosome. The transcript has 6 exons. Gene Ontology annotation, molecular function: transmembrane transporter activity.
AUGUCGCCCACUGACCUGCGCCCAGACGACGCGGUAGAUUCCGAUGUCGAGAGCGAAGGCGCCGACCUCCUCCAGGCCGACUCGACUGAGCGUUCGCCUCUGUUGCGAAAUGACCUUCCUCCAGAUAUCGUUCCGGCCAAGUCGUUCCGGAAUCGCGUUCUGCUCAUGUGCAUCCUCUCUCUCUUUAUCGUCGAGGUCAGCCAGUUCAUAAUGGAGCCGCCACUCCAGAAGAUCAUGGAAGACAUCAUCUGUCGCGACUACUACCCUGAUCACGCCCUUCGAGUGCCCCGCAUACAGGACAGUCGCUGCAAGAAUAACGAGGUUCAGAAGACGCUAGCUAUGGUGAGGGGCUGGACCCUGGCCUUUGAGAUGGCCACUCCCAUCGUUGCUCAAUUCCCCUUCGGCAUCAUUGCUGACAAGUAUGGCCGUCGCCCCGUCUUGUUCCUCUCGGUGUUUGGGUGCACAUGCCAAACUCUUUGGGUCAUGAUUGUCUUAUUCUUUCCAAAUGUUUUCUCCAUCUGGGCCGUCCUUCCCGGAAGCCUAUUCUACCUCAUUGGAGGAGGCGGGGCCAUGGCCGGAGCCAUGGUCUGGACCAUUGUCGCCGACGUCGUCUCCGUCGCCGAGCGAACCUCAGUGUUCUAUCAAUUGACUGCUGUGGCGCUUAUGAUCAACGUCAUCGUCAACCCAAUCGCGGGUUGGCUCCUUCAAUUCGAUCCCUGGAUCCCAAUGUGGCUGAGCUUUGGGUUCCUCGUCCUCGGAACGCUUUCUACGCUGCUUAUUCCCGAGACUCUGUCGCUUCGACGCAAGGCAGAUGACCGGCGACGAAAUGGAGUCAAUCAUGAGACCGGCAAUCCCGAAGAGAAUGAAAACGGGAAUGGCACGCUCAAACACCGUAUCUUGCAGCAGGCUUGGUUUACCGUCAAGAAUGACAUGGGACAUGUCUGGCGAUUCAUUUUUGCCUCGAGGAGCGUCAUGAUACUAAUCUUGGCCCUUUCUGCCUAUUUGCCCAUCAGACUAGCAUUCUCCAACAUCUUGCUCCAGUAUAUGACAAAAAGAUUUAACUGGGAAUGGUCUACGGCAACCUACAUUUCUACCGCUGGUAUCCUUGCGACCGUGGCCUCAUUGCUCGUAGUUCUUCCUCUUGCAUCAAUUUUCGUCACCAGGCGAUACCAGUACGGUCCUCUGCAAAGAGAUCUGUUUCUCGCGCGGAUCUCAAUUUUAUUCAUGGCAUCUGGACUUCUGCUCAUGACGGUUGCCGGAGUUCCAUGGUUGUUCAUCACAUCACUUGUCACCACAAGCUUAGGAAAUGGCUUCAGCGCAUUAUGCCGGGCGUUGUUGAAUGCCGUCGUUGAACCACAUACUGUUGCGACACUCAACACGACCAUUUCGCUUGCCGAGAUGCUCAUGGCCCUGGCCAGCGGCCCGGCGAUGGGCUGGUUGCUGAGUGAAGGGAUGGAGUACGACUUCGAGUACGAGGAAGAUGACGACGAAGACUCCGGCGAUGUCGACAUCGAGAACAAGUACUACAACGCGAAGCAGCUGAAGCUCUCCGACCCCGAGGAUGCGGUCGCCGAGUUCCUAGGCAUCCCCCCGCUGGAGGACGAGAAAGGAGAAUGGGGAUUCAAAGGCUUGAAACAAGCAAUCAAGGUGGAAUUUAAGCUGGGCCAAUAUGAAAAGACGGCUGAGCACUUCGCCGAGCUCUUAACCUACGUCAAGUCGGCCGUCACCCGGAACUACUCCGAGAAAUCUAUCAACAACUUGCUUGACUACAUUGAGAAAGGAGCCGAUGGACCCGAGGCCAUCCGAUGCAUGGAGCAGUUCUACUCCCUCACUCUGCAGAGCUUCCAGAGCACCAACAACGAAAGGCUAUGGCUGAAGACGAACAUUAAAUUAGCCAAGCUCCUGCUCGAUCGCAAAGAGUACGCAGCCGUGUCGAAGAAGUUACGAGAGCUCCACAAGACCUGUCAGCGGGAGGACGGCUCAGACGACCCCAGCAAGGGCACCUACUCGCUCGAGAUCUAUGCCCUGGAGAUCCAGAUGUUUGCCGAGACCAAGAACAACAAGCAGCUGAAGGCCCUGUAUCAGAGAGCCCUCAAGGUCAAGUCUGCGGUACCCCAUCCCAGAAUCAUGGGAAUUAUCCGAGAGUGUGGUGGCAAGAUGCACAUGAGCGAGGAGAACUGGAAGGAGGCGCAGAGCGACUUUUUCGAGUCAUUCCGAAACUACGACGAGGCGGGCUCGUUGCAGCGUAUCCAGGUUCUCAAGUAUCUGCUCUUGACGACAAUGUUGAUGAAGUCCAACAUCAACCCGUUCGACUCGCAAGAAACUAAGCCGUACAAGACGGACCCCAGAAUAUCAGCCAUGACGGAACUUGUAGACGCGUACCAACGGGAUGAUGUCCACACUUACGAGAAGGUCUUGGCGCGUAAUCAAGACAUCUUGGACGACUCCUUCAUCGCUGAGAACAUCGACGAGGUCACGCGUAACAUGCGAACCAAGGGUGUUGUGAAGCUGAUUGCGCCAUACACUCGAAUGAAGCUUGCGUGGAUCGCCAAGCAGCUCAAGAUAUCCGAGCCGGAGGUGCAAGACAUCUUGGGCUUCCUCAUCAUCGAUGGAAAGAUCAGCGGGCGGAUCAACCAGCAGGAGGGACUUCUCGAAAUAACAUCUGACGCUGACUCGGAGCGAAUCUUGGCUCUCCAGGGCUUGACCACAUCGAUUUCGGAGUUGUUUGGGACUAUCUUUAGGGACGGUGAGGGUUUCCGUAAUAUUGAAAACUCGACAGGAGAGGACCAGGGUGUGGACAUGCAAGGGAUCCCGAUUGGCAAGGGGUCAGGUGGCCGUGGGCCGGCUCUUCGGAGCAAGAAAGGCAAGGGAAUUGUAGCGGGCUGGCCAUGA